AUGCAUAACGGCUACCAUCCAAGCCACACCAACAACUACACCCACAACAGCCGCUCCAACCACAACAGCCACACCGACUACUACAGCAGAAACAACAACUGCAUCCACAACAGCUCCACACUAACUACUACAGCAGCAUCAGUAACAACUACAUCCACAACAGCUGUUCCAACCACAACAGCCACACCAACUACUACAGCAGCAACAACUACACCCACAACAGCUGCUCCAACCACUACAGCCACACCAACAACUACAUCCACAACAACCACUACAGCUACACCCACCACUACACCCACAACAACUGCUCAAACCACUACAUCCACGACAGCUGGUCCAACCACAACAGCCACACCAACAACUACAGCAGCAACAACUGCAUCCACAACAGCUGCUCCAACCACUACAGCAGCACCAACAACUACAUCCACAUUAGCUGUUCCAACCACUACAGCCAAACCAACAACUACAUCCACAACAGGUGCUCCAACCACCACAGCCACACCAACAACUACAUCCACAACAGCUGUUCCAAACACAACAGCCACACCAACUACUACAGCAGCAACAACUACAUCCAAGACAGCUGUUCCAACCACUACAUCCACACCAACAACUACAUCAACAACAGCUGCUCCAACCAGAACAGCCACACCAACUACUACAGCAGCAGCAACAACUACAUCCACAACAGCUGCUCUAACCACUACAUCCACACCAACAACUACAUCAACAACAGGUGCUCCAACCACUACAGCCACACCAACGACUACAUCCACAACAGCUGCUACAACCACUACAGCCAAACCAACAACUACAUCCACAACAGCUGCUCCAACCACUACAGCCACACCAACAACUACAUCCACAACAGCUGUUCCAACCACAACAGCCACACCAACUACUACAUCAACAACAACCACUACAGCUACACCCACCACUACAUCCACAACACCUGCUCAAACCACUACAUCCACGACAGCUGGUCCAACCACAACAGCCACACCAACAACUACAGCAGCAACAACUGCAUCCACAACAGCUGCUCCAACCACAACAGCCACACCAACUACUACAGCAGCAGCAACAACUACAUCCACAACAGCUGCUCUAACCACUACAUCCACACCAACAACUACAUCAACAACAGGUGCUCCAACCACUACAGCCACACCAACGACUACAUCCACAACAGCUGCUACAACCACUACAGCCAAACCAACAACUACAUCCACAACAGCUGUUCCAACCACAACAGCCACACCAACUACUACAGCAGCAACAACUACACCCACAACAGCUGCUCCAACCACUACAGACACACUGACCAUUGCAUCCACAGCAGGUGAUUCAACCAAUAACUGCGUUCAGACCACUACAGCUACACCCACCACUACAUCCACAACACCUGCUCAAACCACUACAUCCACGACAGCUGGUCCAACCACAACAGCCACACCAACAACUACAGCAGCAACAACUGCAUCUACAACAGCUGCUCCAACCACUACAACAUCCACAACAGCUGCUCCAAUCACAACAGCCACAGCAACAACUACAUCCACAACAGCUGUUCCAACCACUACAUCCACACCAAUAACUACAUCAACAACAGCUGCUCCAACCACAACAGCCACACCAACUACUACAGCAGCAACAACUACAUCCACAACAGCUGCUCCAACCACUACAACUACAUCAACAACAGGUGCUCCAACAACUACAUCCACAACAGCUGUUACAACCACUACAGCCAAACCAACAACUACAUCCACAACAGCUGCUCUAACCACUACAUCCACACCAACAACUACAUCAACAACAGGUGCUCCAACCACUACAGCCACACCAACAACUACAUCCACAACAGCUGCUCCAACCACUACAGCCAAACCAACAACUACAUCCACAACAGCUGCUCCAACCACAACAGCCACACCAACUACUACAGCAGCAACAACUACACCCACAACAGCUGCUCCAACCACUACAGCCACACCAACAACUACAUCCACAACAGCUGCUCCAACCACUACAUUCACACCAACAACUACAUCAACAACAGGUGCUCCAACCACUACAGCCACACCAACAACUACAUCCACAACAGCUGCUCCAACCACAACAGCCACACAAACUACUACAACAGCAGCAACAACUACUUCCACAACAGCUGGUCCAACCACUACAGCCACACCAACAACUACAUCCACAACAGCUGUUCCAACCACAACAGCCACAACUGCACAACCAUCAACCACUAUUCCGACAACCACAACUGCUGUCCCUUCCACCACAACUUUGGCUCCAACAACCACAACUGCUGCUCCCUCCACCACAACUUCGACUCCAACAACCACAACUGCAGCACCAACCACCACAACUUACUGCCCCAACAACAAAAUCUACACCGACUACUACAACCAAAAAGCCAACCACAAAAACAACAACAAAAUCUACACCGACUACUACAAGUAUAAAGCCAACCACAAAAACAACAACUAA
Messenger RNA from Fundulus heteroclitus (mummichog), 2505 nucleotides. RefSeq names its product mucin-5AC-like. The transcript has 8 exons. Lineage: Eukaryota; Metazoa; Chordata; Actinopteri; Cyprinodontiformes; Fundulidae. The record is from RefSeq and is a predicted model, not a curated record. The coding region runs from base 1 to 2505 and encodes 834 amino acids.